Messenger RNA from Drosophila busckii, 1154 nucleotides. It is a transcript of the gene Prp18, whose product is annotated as pre-mRNA-splicing factor 18. Gene Ontology annotation, cellular component: U5 snRNP; U2-type post-spliceosomal complex; U4/U6 x U5 tri-snRNP complex. The transcript has a single exon. Gene Ontology annotation, biological process: RNA splicing; generation of catalytic spliceosome for second transesterification step. Bases 53 to 1069 code for a protein of 338 amino acids. The record is from RefSeq and is a predicted model, not a curated record. NCBI's taxonomy places the organism in Eukaryota, Metazoa, Arthropoda, Insecta, Diptera, Drosophilidae.
UGCAAACGACAAAUGUUUGUGUUUACAUCGAGUAUUAAUAUUAAUUGUAAAAAUGGAUAUAUUAAAAGCAGAAAUUGCGCGAAAACGCAAGUUGCUUGAAGAGAAGCAGCUGGUGGACGAAAACAAAAAGUAUUUUCGACGCGGCGAGCUCAACGCAAAGGACACAGACGAAGUGCUACAAAAAUUGGGCAACAAGCAACCGGAGGCAGUGAAGCCGCAGGAAGCAGAAGGCGCCUAUAGCUUUGUGGCUGAUGGACAGAAGCAACUGCAACGCUCUGAAGUUAUACGACGAUUAAGAGAACGUGGAGAAGCUAUUUUGCUGUUUGGUGAAACUGAGAGUGAAGCAUUCGAUAGACUGCGCAUCUGUGAGAUUUCACAACCCGAGGCAAACCGUGGCUUUCGCAAUGAUUUCCAGGAAGCAUUGGAGCAAGUGGAUCAAGCAUAUCUACAGGAGAUGUUUGCCAAUGCACCCACAGCCAAGGAGGAUAAGAAAUCGGACUUUGCAGAGCUGGACGAGUCCAUUAGCUGGGAGAGCAUACAAGUUAUGGCUCAGAAAAUGGGCAAAAACAAAGACUAUGACAUGGACGUUAUAAUGACGCUGCUUAGCUUUCUACUAAAGCUCUGGAAUGAUCAGAUUGCCAACUACACAAAGCAUGAGAAGCUAUCAACAAAGGUAAAAAUGACGCGCGUCAUCUACACACAGACCAAGGAGUAUGUGAAGCCGUUGUUUCGCAAGCUGAAGCAUCAUACACUGCCCGAGGAUAUUCUGGACAGCCUGAGAGAUAUAUGUAAGCACCUAUUGAAUCGAAAUUAUAUACAUGCCAGCGAUGCGUAUCUGGAAAUGGCUAUAGGCAAUGCGCCGUGGCCUAUAGGUGUGACUAUGGUGGGCAUUCACGCACGUACAGGCAGAGAAAAGAUUUUCUCCAAGAACGUGGCGCACGUAAUGAACGAUGAAACACAAAGAAAAUAUAUACAAGGAUUAAAGCGUUUAAUGACCAAAUGUCAGGAGUACUUUCCAACAGAUCCUUCCAAGUGCGUAGAGUACGUAAGCAAGAAGGAUCGCGAAUAAACAUAUAUAUUUUAAGAUUAUAUAAUAUCAACAAUAAGCUUUUAAGUUUAAUAAAUUUUCAAUGGAACUGUAUUUUUAUAUAGAG